This is a messenger RNA of Cotesia congregata, 1350 nucleotides long. The record is from the annotation of a GenBank genome assembly. Lineage: Eukaryota; Metazoa; Arthropoda; Insecta; Hymenoptera; Braconidae.
AUGACGUCGACGAGUGAUAAUUCUCAAGUAGUUAGUGCUGAAACAAAUUUUGAGAGAAAAAGUGAAAUUGCUGAGUUUUUUGAAGGAUGUAAUGUUCUUGUUACCGGAGGUUCGGGGUUCGUUGGAAAGCUCCUGGUUGAAAAACUAUUACGAUCAUGUAAUGUCAACAAAGUUUACCUCAUUAUUAGAGGGAAAAAGGGAAAAUCUGUGGAGCAGCGUUACAAAGAGCACUUUGAAGAUAAGCUGUACGACAGAUUAAAAGUAGAAAAACCAGAUUUUGCUGGAAAAGUUGUGAUGAUUGAGGGCGGACUUGAUGACACUGGUCUAGUAAUAUCACCAGAAAAUCGAGAAAUUCUAAAAAGUUCCAAUGUCGUAUUUCACGGGGCUGCAACUGUCCGAUUCGACGACAAACUGAGAUUCGCAGUCAAUAUUAAUGUCAGAGGAACAAAAGAAAUUUUGAUUUUCGCCAGAGAAAUGCCCAAUCUCAAGGCAAUUGUUCACAUUGGAACGGCAUACUCGCAAUGUAUUAACAAAUUUAUCGAUGAAAUAUUUUACGAAAGUCCUUUGAAUAGUGAAAAACUGUUGACAUUGGUAGAUAUCCUCGAUGAUGAAGCUCUGGAAUAUGUAACGCCAAAGAUUAUAGGUGACUGGCCAAAUACUUACGCAUUCACAAAAACAGUAGCGGAAGAUGCGGUUCUCAGAUACGGCACAGGAUUACCUGUUUGUAUUGUUCGACCCUCGAUAAUGAUUGCCACAGAGAAAGAGCCAGUUCAAGGAUGGAUUAAUAAUCUCUACGGGCCCACUGGAGUCCUCGUUGGUGCUGGUAUAGGAUUACUGCGUACAUUACAUUGUUACCCUGAAAAAAUAGCUUUGCCAAGUGGUACAACGGAUAACUACAACGAUGAAGAAAAUGCUGACAGACCGCUCAUAUUCAAUUGUGUAUCUUCAGUACAAAAUCCGAUAUGUUGGGGUACUUUCAUGAAACUUACUGAAGAUCAUGGCAAAAUGGCCCCGCCUUCAACAGCUUUGUGGUAUUAUUUCUUCACCCUCAACAGUAAUCUCUUCAUGCACAACCUGUAUGUCUUUGUACUUCACUUAUUUCCGGCUCUGGUUAUUGACACUAUAUUAAGGAUAAUAGGACGUAAACCGAUGCUACUAACUGCGUACAAAAAAAUUCAUAAAUUCAGCUCGGUGAUAUCGUACUUUUGUACUCAGCAAUGGAAGUUCCGCAAUAACAAUGUUGUAAGAUUGUGGAACAAAUUAAAUCCAGUAGAUCGUAAAAUAUUUUACUUCAAUGUUAACGAAUUCAAUUGGAAAGAUUAUUGUCAAACUAUUAUAGUUAGUUACUAG